Molecule: messenger RNA, 3130 nt
Organism: Zootermopsis nevadensis
Lineage: Eukaryota; Metazoa; Arthropoda; Insecta; Blattodea; Termopsidae
Gene: tos
Product: Exonuclease tos
Biological process (GO): mismatch repair; DNA recombination
Cellular component (GO): nucleus
Molecular function (GO): metal ion binding; 5'-3' DNA exonuclease activity; DNA binding
Source: RefSeq, a predicted model, not a curated record
AAAUUGCUUAUGUUGGUUAAUAGUUAUAUAAGGUCAACAUCUUUGGCGGGUAUUAUGGUGAUCAUAACAAUGUAUCGUGCCGUGUCGUGAAGAAAGUUUAAGAAACAUUGUCUGAAUAUUUGUAAUGGGGAUUCAGGGUUUGAUACCAUUUUUGGAGAAAGCAAGUCGCAGAGUCAAUAUUGAACAGUAUGCUGGCUGCUGUGUAGCUAUUGAUGCCUAUUGUUGGUUGCAUAGGGGGGCAUAUACUUGUGUUGAAAAACUUGCAAGGGGAGAACCAUGUGAUGCGUAUGUGCACUACUGUAUGAAGCUUGUAAAUAUGCUGUUGUCUCACAAUAUUAAACCAAUUCUGGUGUUUGAUGGGCAGCAUUUACCAGCAAAGGCCGGAACUGAGAGGAAGCGUCAUGAGUCCCGUCAAAGCAGUCGGAAGCGUGCAGCUGAACUGCUUCGGGCUGGACAGAGAGAUGAAGCCAGAAACUUCUUGAAGCGGUGUAUCGACAUAACACAUAACAUGGCACUGGCAUUGAUUCACGAGUGUCGUCGUCGUAAUGUGGAUUGCAUCGUGGCCCCUUACGAGGCAGAUGCACAACUUGCAUACCUCAAUCUGAAAAACAUUGCUCAGAUUGUCAUAACAGAGGACUCAGAUCUUGUGCUCUUUGGUUGCAGAAAGGUUCUAUUCAAGAUGGAUGUAGCAGGAAAUGGUCUGUUGGUUGAACAUGAGCGCCUUCACCUGGCGAUGGGCAUCCGGCCAGAGAACUUCAGUUCAGACAAGUUUCGUUACAUGUGCAUCCUCUCAGGCUGUGACUACCUACCAUCUUUACCUGGCAUUGGUCUCUUCAAAGCAUGCAAGUUUAUCACGAGGACACUUGAUACCGAUAUUCAUCGGGCAUUGUCUCGGUUGCCAGGACACCUGAAUAUGAAAUCUCUGACGGUAUCUGAUGAAUAUCGCAAUGAGUUUUUGCUGGCAGAUGCUGCAUUUAAGUAUCAGUUGGUGUUUGAUCCACUGUCACGCAGACUGACACGUUUAAAUGAACCCCUUGAACCUGAGAAAGUCACAGAUUAUGCUGGCAAGAUGGUGCCUGAUGAUACUGCUUAUCAGCUUGCACUUGGCAACCUUGACCCAUUUACGUUACAGAAGGUUGGCGAUUUUAACCCAGAUGCUGUAAAACCGACUCAAAAUGUCAAGACGUGCUCAUGGAAUCAGAUUCCAGUGGCACCGCACAUCAGCAUCUGGUCACAAGACUACAAGAUACCAACUAUGGGUUUGAAACAGGACCCACGACAGGUGGACAGACAAUCAACAAAGGGCAAGGUGCUCAGAAAACAAGUUUCAUUAAUUACUCAGUCAAAAAGGCAACAUGAGGAUGUUUCGGAUUUCUGUAGUGAUGCAGAUCUGACUGCCAUUUAUCUGAGUCAGUCUGUACAAGGUCAAUUUAGUAAGAGGAGAAGAUCUGACAGCUGUGAAUUGGAUGAAACUGAAGUUGAGAAAGCGAACAGUCCUGAUAAUACACCCAUGAAGCAGGAUGCUGCUGUGACUGAGACACAUGCCUCAUUAGAGGGUGCAUUGGAGAUGACACCUCUGGAGCAGAGUUCUCCAAACAAGCUGACGUCUCCUGUCCUGAUGACAGGAAAGAACAAGAGAAAUCCUUUCCUCAAGCAGAUACAUCCUGAUAGUCCUAGGAAGGAUCUGACAGGAUUUUCAUCAAGUCUGUAUGCUGUAGAAGGGACCCAAGAACAGAAGUUCGGUGCCAUUGGCAAGUUUGAUAGAUACAGGUGGUCUAAGACUGAUAACACAACUGUAGUUCAGAGCAGGUACUUCAGCAAGCAAAACAACUCUAACAAAAAGGGUGUGACUGAAGCUACAGAUAAAAAAUGUGAACAACCCCUAAAAAUGAUUGCAAAAUUACAAAAUCUGUCAAAUAUGUUAGAUAAGUGUGAAGGUACUGGCUCAUUGGACAUUGAAAGCUACAUAGCUGAUUCUCCGAGUAACGAAAUUCAAGUGAAGUGUGAUGCUGCGAAAGGCCCUGAAAGCUGUAAGACAACAAAUGCAAUAUCUGUGCUUACCAUGCUUGAGGUAACUGGCAGAAAGCAAUCCAAUGAUAAUCUGACAAACGAACGUUCAUUAGUAGAGCAUCACAAAUCACAUUCAAGCCAAAUCAUUAAAUCCUGUUCAGGUAACAGUAUUCAGGCUUUGCCAUCAGGGAAGAAAUCUAUUUCAAAGUCUUUUUCUUGGUCUGAUAACAGAUUUGGUUUCCAGAAGUCUGAAAGUGUCACAUCUCUUAUGAGAUCAGAUGCUGUGAUAAAAGACUUUAAGAACCCUUUCAGGAAGACAGACUCAUGUCACAAAGAAAACUUUUUGGUGACUGAAACUGUAAAGGCUUCCCCCUCCUUGCAGUCACCACUGCCAAUUGAAAAGGAAGAAGACUUAGUAGAUGACCAAAAUUUGGUUGACAGUGGUCUAGAACUGGGUCCUGUUACUUCAUGCCAUCAGCCAGCGACAUCUCUCACUGUCACAGUGGACUCCAUGACUGUUGAUGAAGGUUUUCAUAGCCCAAGCUCACCUGUGCUCAAUCAGUCUCAAUCUCUGGGAUUCAAGAGUAAAGAUGUUGUUCGUUAUCGACCACACCUGAAGAAGAGCAAUGGUAAACAGCAGACUUUGCUCAGCAUGUUUGCCUUCAGGAAGAAGCCAAAGUUGCAGCACAUGUGAGGCUACUACGUGACAUUGUAUGACUGUGCACAUUGUGAUUUCACAGGACAUUGGUCUGUAGUAGUCAUGACAACCUAUGCAUGUGUACAGGAAGACGCGCUCCUUAUGUGUUCUGGCCCAAAAUAUCACAGAAAAGAAAGACUGAGUGAAUAUGUUUCUUUAGGCUCUGUUUUGGCGAGUAUUCAGUUUAUCUCGUUGUGCUGCUUUUGAAAACUAUGCAAAACAACAGGAUGGUAUACUGUACUGACUAUUAAAAUUCCAUACUAUUCGGCUGUUACAGACCUCAACUUAAUAUUUGUCAGUGGAAUGAUGGAUUUGAGUAGUAAAUUGAACACAAUCUUAAAUGGAAGAAGUAUAAAACCCUUGUAACCAUUCAUAUUUAAAGCUGAUUGAAAAAGAAUACAAGACAUAUUUGUUUCCACUGUU